AUGUGGCAAACUCUGUUUGAAAUAGAUACUAAGUAUGUCCCCAUCAAGCCCAUUGGACGAGGAUCUUACGGUGUGGUGUGUUCUUCUACCAACCAACAGACCAACGAGAAAGUGGCUAUCAAGAAGAUUAAAAAUGUGUUUGAGAAUCGCUUCGAGGCAUUGAGAACGCUCAGGGAGAUGAAGCUUUUGAGGCACAUAAGACAUGAGAACGUGAUUGCUUUGAAGGAUGUGAUGAUGCCCGCGCAUAGAAAUAGUUUUAAGGAUGUGUAUUUAGUUUAUGAGCUCAUGAACACUGAUCUUGAUCACAUUAUCCGAUCGUCUCAGCCCCUCUCAAAUAAUCAUUGCAAGUAUUUGAUGUAUCAGUUGCUUUCCGGCUUACAGUAUCUUCAUUCAACCAACAUUCUUCAUCGGGACUUGAAGCCCGGAAACCUCCUCGUCAAUGCUAAUUGUGAUAUGAAGAUUUGUGAUUUCGGGUUAGCACGAACGAGCAAAGACAAGGACCAAGUCAUGACUGAGUACGUUGUUACUCGCUGGUAUCGUGCACCAGAGCUUCUCCUAUCAUGUGACUAUGGUACUUCCAUUGAUGUGUGGUCUGUGGGAUGCAUCUUUGCUGAGAUUUUGGGUCGAACACCUAUCUUCCCUUCCCUGGAACAGAUUGCCUCAACCAACUAG
This is a messenger RNA of Cucurbita moschata (crookneck pumpkin), 672 nucleotides long. Its product is annotated as mitogen-activated protein kinase homolog NTF3-like. Gene Ontology annotation, molecular function: ATP binding; MAP kinase activity. The coding region runs from base 1 to 672 and encodes 223 amino acids. The record is from RefSeq and is a predicted model, not a curated record. Gene Ontology annotation, biological process: intracellular signal transduction; protein phosphorylation. The transcript is spliced from 2 exons. Lineage: Eukaryota; Viridiplantae; Streptophyta; Magnoliopsida; Cucurbitales; Cucurbitaceae. Gene Ontology annotation, cellular component: nucleus; cytoplasm.